AGUAAGGCGUUCCUUACUAUUUUUUUUUUCAAUGACUCAUCAGAACUUUUACUUUUCUCAUUUUCUCGAAAUUAAUCUUUUUGCACUUACAAUAGAAUCAGUUUUGAUGUCAUAUCAUGCGAGUCCACUUAGGGCAAAACGUAGCGAUUCUCCUGUCUCUUUCUGGAUUAUUUUUGCACCAAAUAACUUCAGUUGGAAGAUUACUAUUACCAUUUAACUCAAAUUUAUGAGAUAUUGCAGUUCCUUUUGUUGGGUGGCACGUCCUGUUAAGCAUGACUUUAACUUCAAGUGUUACUUUGAAUAAGCACCACUAAUACAGAGACAAUUAGAUAAAAAUAAAUACAACAAAGUUUGCAAGAAGUCAUUGUUUCGACUUGAAGUGGGGUUGAUCUUCUUAGAUAAGAUUUCUGAAAGUAAGAGUCAAGGUAUAAAAAGCAAGAAAAAAUUCACUUAACCAAUUAUAUGUCUUUUCACAGAUAUUUGAAAUCGAUAAAAUUUACAAAUUAUUCGAAUGGAUAACAUUGUUAAAAAAUAUAAUGGACCAAAAAGACUGAAGAGGGUUUGCUACUUGAAGCAGUCAAUCAUACAUUUGAACACUAGGUUGAUUUUCUUGCCAUUUAUUGAAAGUGUUUGUAGCCCAUUUAACUUUCCUUUACCUUAAAGAACGGAAAGCUUAGUGGGGGUUUCAGUACCAGGCCACUAUCAAUGAAGCAUAUUAAUUCGAGUAUCAGCACAUACAAAUUGUUUGUACUAUAUAUCCUCUCAUGUGAAAAAGUUGAUCAAGUAAUUUCAACAAUGGGUGGUGUCUUCUACCAUGAGGAGCCAGCGAGCCAUAACAAGAGAUGCAAAUUCCUUGCAGGGACUCUGAAAGAAGUAUUUAUCCACUGUCAAACUUUUAGCCGGAGGCUUUCAACUGCAAGCCUUGAGGAGGAGUGCCCCAUUAUCGAUGAUGUUGAUGAGAUGGUUGUUUCGGCAGUGAGAAGCCGAGCUAUGGAGAAACAAAAGCUCAAGCCAAGCCCAUUGAGAGAUGGCUUUUCCUGGACAUAUUCUCGCGCAACAAGGGAACUGUUUGUCACAAUGGCACCACAACCAAGGAUGGUGAUAGGGGAUGGAGAACAUGAUGAAAGAGAAGAGUUUUUUUCCGUUAAAAGUUGCCUGUCAUGCUGUUCUCCGAGUGUUGUGAGUGACCAGGCAUUUUUUUCUGUGAAGACUAACCUAUCUAGAUGUUCAAGCAUGAGUGGGGUUGACAUGUCAGAGCAUUGGAGGCGUUCAAUAAUUCAAGAGUUUUGCCACUGCGAAGGAUGGCCAUUUGGGCUGUGCCGUAAAGCUGUGUUACUUCCACCACUGCCUAAGUCACCAUCUGAGUCAUGGUUGUCACGCAAAAUACAAACAAGUACCAAAGUUAUCUGAGUUUGUUUUACUUUAUCUGUCUUCUCAGUUCCAGUUAUCUCUUGUGGACUUGUGAGAGAAGUUGGUGGAAGAUUCUGGAAUAAUGGAUGUAUGGCUCAAGCUUCAUA
Messenger RNA from Vigna umbellata (rice bean), 1517 nucleotides. RefSeq lists its product as uncharacterized. Lineage: Eukaryota; Viridiplantae; Streptophyta; Magnoliopsida; Fabales; Fabaceae. The record is from RefSeq and is a predicted model, not a curated record.